UGGGAAGCAGGCAGAGCUAAGGGUGCGAAUCGAAAUGACUUGCCCAAGAGUGAACAGCUCUUACUUAACAGUGAUUGCUCAUCCAACUCCACACACAGCAGGCCUCUUUAAAGGUUGUGGGCCCUAAGAGUAUUUUCCUCCCACUUUGACUAUGUCCCGCUACAGCAACAAAACUCAUGAACCUGUUGUAUGGCCUUUUUCUUCUUCAUAUUCCACAUGGCCAGGGACCAGGGACCAUUGCCCUUCUUAAAAGGAGGAAGUGGUCAAUGUACCAAAAGCCUCUAUGAAGAGAAUGGGGCUAGGGUGAAGUGUAAGGUCCUGGCAUGACUGAAGGGAGCAUUCUGGAGGCAGGACUGGCACUUAACAUGUCUGGCUUCAAAGACAACCCAGGGUGGUGGAGCAGCCUGACAGAUGCCUAUUAGGUCUCACCAAGGUGAGUCCACAGUACACCAGAGGAAGCCAUGGAGAUAGGAGGGGUGUCUACUCUGGCUGAAUAUUCAUGGUGGAGCCAACAUUCUCCUUAGAAGACCCUAGGCUAUAACUUAGCCUACCUCAUAACUCUGAUGAAAAGUACAAAUGUAAAUCCCAAAAUAAUUUAUCUUCUGUGGCUCAUGUGGCAUCCCAGGAAGCUUUUUCUUAAGGAGGGCCAUGAACAAAUCUCCUAUCUCUGCCUCCCAAGUAGCUAGGAUUACAAGCUUUAGUCACCUACCUAGCCGGCCAAGGCAGAUUUUGGCAGUUUCUUUCUCAUUGCUAUAGUCUAAGUUACCUUGCACAUCAUGACAUUCAAUAAAUAUUAAUUGAAUGAGCAAGUCCCUUUUAUUACAUUUAGGGGGGAAAAAAAGGCACCCACUACAAAAUGUACCAAAGGUUUUCAGUACCUCGAAAGGCCUCGGUUACCGGAUGCUGUCACAAUCAGUGAUGUCAUUAUUGGAAAAAUUCCCCUGCUCACUUCUGAUAUAGGCCUUUCAGGCCUUGAAGCCAGCGGGACUGAGGAACUUUCUGGGAGCAGUAUGGCUCUUGAAAGUAUAUGGGCUCCACAGACAGUAAGCAUAGGGGAUGGACCUGCCAAGAAAGUGGGUGAUCAGGCCUCCUUGCAGACACAGCUCCUCCAGACUGCAUCUGUGAAAGACGGCCCUGCCAAGCGGGCAGUGUGGGUUCGCCGAGGCAGCUCUGAGUCACAAGAAGCUAUGCAAUCUACGUCCAAGGACAAGGCCAAGGUAGAGGUGACCAAAGCGGUGGUAGUGGACCUCGGCACUGGCUAUUGUAAAUGCGGCUUUGCUGGCCUGCCCAAGCCCACUCACAAGAUCUCAACAAUGGUGGGCAAGCCCUACAUGGAGACUGCCAAGACUGGGGAUAAUCGCAAGGAGACGUUUGUGGGGCAGGAGCUCCUCAAUCCAGAGGUUCGUCUCAAGCUGGUUAACCCUCUGAGACAUGGCAUCAUUGUGGACUGGGAUACAGUGCAGGACAUCUGGGAAUAUCUCUUCCAACAAGAGAUGAAGAUCGCCUCAGAAGAGCACGCAGUCUUGGUUUCAGACCCUCCUUUGAGUCCCCACACCAACCGAGAGAAAUACGCUGAGAUGCUGUUUGAAACUUUUAACACGCCUGCAAUGCACAUUGCCUACCAGUCCCGCCUGUCCAUGUACUCCUAUGGGAGAACCUCAGGCCUGGUGGUGGAGGUUGGCCACGGUGUGUCCUAUGUAGUCCCCAUCUAUGAGGGCUACCCUUUGCCCAGCAUCACCGGAAGGCUGGAUUACGCAGGCUAUGACCUGACAGCCUACCUCAUGAGCCUGAUGAAUGACACAGGAAAACAGUUCACUGACAACCAGAUAAGCAUUGUGGAGGACAUUAAGAAGAAUUGCUGCUUUGUGGCCCUAGACCCCAUUGAAGAGAAGAAGGUACCACCCACUGAUCAUGAGAUUCAGUAUACUCUGCCUGAUGGGAAAGAGAUCCACCUGGGCCAAGAGAGGUUCCUCUGCUCAGAGAUGUUCUUCAAGCCAUCUCUGAUCAAGUCUAUGCAGCUGGGGCUCCACACCCAGACUGUGUCCUGCCUGAACAAGUGUGACAUCGCCCUAAAACGAGACCUCAUGGGGAACAUCCUGCUCUGUGGGGGCAGCACUAUGCUCAGUGGUUUCCCUAACCGUUUGCAGAAGGAGCUGAGCAGCAUGUGUCCCAAUGACAACCCACAGGUAAACGUGUUGCCGGAGAGAGACACUGCAGUGUGGACCGGGGGAUCUAUCCUGGCCUCACUUCAGGGUUUCCAACCACUGUGGGUCCACCGCUUUGAGUAUGAGGAACACGGGCCUUUCUUCCUUUACAGAAGGUGCUUCUGAACUGAAAAGACAGGGUCACUGUGGCAGCAGUGUGCCAGCUUUGCUGGGAGAGCACCCAUUCUACACACAGACUUUCCUAUAGCAUUAAACACCCCUCAUGUUCCCUCCUUAGUGUGUCUAUUUCCUGACUUAUGCAGACUC
Messenger RNA from Perognathus longimembris pacificus (Pacific pocket mouse), 2471 nucleotides. It is a transcript of the gene Actl7a, whose product is annotated as actin like 7A. Bases 1011 to 2330 code for a protein of 439 amino acids. Gene Ontology annotation, cellular component: nucleus; cytoplasm. The transcript has a single exon. The record is from RefSeq and is a predicted model, not a curated record. Lineage: Eukaryota; Metazoa; Chordata; Mammalia; Rodentia; Heteromyidae.